Messenger RNA from Sceloporus undulatus (fence lizard), 2180 nucleotides. Its product is annotated as leukotriene B4 receptor 1-like. The record is from RefSeq and is a predicted model, not a curated record. Gene Ontology annotation, molecular function: G protein-coupled receptor activity; complement receptor activity. NCBI's taxonomy places the organism in Eukaryota, Metazoa, Chordata, Lepidosauria, Squamata, Phrynosomatidae. The coding region runs from base 80 to 1090 and encodes 336 amino acids. Gene Ontology annotation, biological process: positive regulation of cytosolic calcium ion concentration; phospholipase C-activating G protein-coupled receptor signaling pathway; inflammatory response. The transcript has a single exon. Gene Ontology annotation, cellular component: plasma membrane.
UUCCAGACGGAAGGACAGUAACUAGAAACAGAACGGCGAGUGCCACAAGCGAGAACCACUGUGGCAAAGAAGGAUCACAAUGAAUUCCCCCGAAGAAACCAAUGAACUUCAGUCUUUGACAAUUGCCAGGAUUUUGGUCUGUGUGGUCCUGAGUUUGGCGUUUGGCGUCGGCGUCCCCGGGAACUCCUUUGUCGUUUGGACCAUUUGUAGAAGAAUGAAGCGACGGCCUUCAACAGUCAUCCUGAUCCUCCACUUGGCCAUCGCAGAUCUCCUGGUUCUCGUGACCAUGCCGAUCUGGAUCUACUCCUUCGCCAAUACUUGGCUCUUCCGAAUUGUCGCUUGCAAAGCCCUGGUGUUUGCUGUCUAUUGCAGCAUGUAUGCCAGCAUUUUCCUCAUCACAGCCUUGAGCCUCGAACGGUUUGUGGCAGUCUUUUACCCCUUUGCCGUCCAACGGUGGAAGCAGAAGACCAUCACCCACCUGGCGGUGGCUGUCAUUUGGUUGCUGUCCGUUGCCUUUGGAGCAACCAUAAUCCCCUUUCAGGAGCUUGACGAUACGGAGGUGGGCCUCCAAUGUACAGCUCGCGUAUAUGACACAAAGUCUCAGGAGAUUGCUUGUCUCCUGGUGGAGACCACUGUAGGCUUCAUCAUCCCCUUUGCCAUCAUCUCCAUCUGCUACAUUUGCAUUGGCAGGAGAAUCAGAGAAAUGGCUUGUCCAUCCAAGCGGAGAUCUGAAAAGCUGAUUGCUUCGGUGGUUGUGGCUUUUGGCCUCUGCUGGUUUCCUCAUCACAUCUUUAACCUGAUAAGCAUCGCUUCAGCUCUGAUGGAGCAUUCCCAUCCAGAAAUGGCUGGUGCCUUGGAGAAGGUUUCCGCCAUUGGGGUCUACCUUGCCAGCUCAGUAGCAUUUGUGAGCAGCUGCAUCAACCCGCUCCUUUACGCCUUUGCAGCCAGGAACAUCCGCAGCAGUGUGAGGUUGACAAAGUUGUCCAGGCUCUUGGAGCAAAUGAGCCCAUUGGUCAAGCAAGAAUCUGCAAAAGAUGCACCUUCGCCAAAUGGGAACGAGGAGACUUGGACAAACUCAGAGAUGAUCUGACGCAAGCGGUGAGAGAAAAAGGAGGUUUCGCAUCCACAGCCAGUCCUUUAUGUAGCCCUGUGAGAUUUACCAGCCCUGUGAGAUUUGCAGUGACUGACUUUUUAGAUUAGCUUUGUUUUGCUUGUAUUCAAGGUGCUGGAUAGGACCUAUAAAGACAUCUAAGGCUCAGAUCCAGGAUAGAUGAAGGGCCUUAAUUCUCUCUUAUGAACCUGCCUGGGUUAUGAGGUCGGUAUGAGGUAUAUAAUCCAUUUUCCAGCUCUUGGCAUACAACAGUUUUGCUGCUAUAAUCAUAUAAUACUUCACUUCAAAGUUUAUAGCUUAACAUUUCUCCUUAAGAGAUUCCCAACAAAAACAAUUACAGUCUUAAUUCAGUUCUACAUUUUAAAAUAGGUUGCAUUUUUUAAUUUUAUUUUUGCAUUUGUUCCUGGCAGCUUUUUGCUUUAUUACACAAACACCGCGUGUGAAAAGAAGUGCCUUGCUGUAUACCACAUUUCCAACAUUUACAAUGAUUUCUGCUUUUGGUUAUGUAAAAACUGCCAUGUUUUUCUUGCUUCUGUCCUGCAUCUAACAAGGAAACUUGAUCCGACAUUCAAGAUACUCUGUCGUGGUAAUGCUUUUCUUAGCCCAACACCAAGGAGCAAAAAUUAUGACACUGGCUUUCAGAGCACACUGGCUUCUUCAUUGGGUAAAGAUGGUAAAAAACGGAGAACAGGAGGAAAGGUGAAAUCAGAAUCUGCACUGUGAAAUCACUAAGGGCAAGAUCUCUUUGACAGACCAGGUUGAAUACCUCCCCAAACUACAAAUCCCAGGAUUAUGUAGGAUAAAGUCACAGCAGUUAAAGAAGUGUCAAACUGCUUCAAUUCUGCAGUGCAGAUGCACCUUUCCCUAGAAUGACACGGCUGUGACAGAUCUACUCAUCCAUUUCUUGCAAAUUGCCUCAUCCGCCUUCUAAGUUUUUUUAAAUAUUGCAAAAAAGGAGUUGCUUCACAUCAUGAAUCAAAACCAGAACUGAAAAAGCAUUACAAAAUAUUCUCUCACUCAUUCUGUGGAACUACGCAGAGGGUGACAUCUUGCCAGUUUCUUGUUGUUU